Salvia splendens (bonfire salvia) is the source of this 2683-nucleotide messenger RNA. RefSeq lists its product as uncharacterized. NCBI's taxonomy places the organism in Eukaryota, Viridiplantae, Streptophyta, Magnoliopsida, Lamiales, Lamiaceae. The coding region runs from base 1135 to 2412 and encodes 425 amino acids. The transcript is spliced from 17 exons. The record is from RefSeq and is a predicted model, not a curated record.
UUUUAAGUGCAAGUUGCAAUUGAAUCUUCAUUUUAUGUUAAUAAUAUUUGAAAUCAUGAAUAGGAAACACCAAUGAGUUUAUGGGCAGAGACCAUUUGUUUUUAGCUACAUUUUCUUGUCUGGUUUCUGAUUGAGAUUAUGCUUCAUUCACUUCAUAAUUUUCUGGCUACUAUAUAAGCUUGUUGCUUAGUUUUGAAUUCUACUUUUUGAGGCAAACCGCGGUUACCUUUUUCUAUAAAUUCAGUGUAUUUGCAUGUGUUAUGGUUCUUUAAGGAGAUUGGAUAAUGUUGCUUAAAUUGUUCCACAAAAAUAGUUUAUCUUUGGUUUAACAUAUGUAACAUUUGUUUUUUAUGUGGUGUGCAUUACGUUAAUUAAAUUUGAUGGGGUGGAAAAUUGCAGUCAAGAAAGUCAACUCCUAAAAGAAGCAAUAUUUUGAGCAAAGGAGACGGCAGCAGCAGAGUGCUGGUUUAGAGAGCUGCAUUGAUGGAAAACGCGCAUGCACUCUGCAUUAUGACUAUAGUAGAUCGCUUGACAUUCUUAGUCUUCAAAAUUUAGCAACUGUAGCUCAGGAACACAAUACGAGUACAACAACUGGUAAUUUUUCUGUAACUUUUGAGGUAUAGCGAACCAGAAUUUUCUUGGAUUAAAAUAGUAAACGCUCAUGCACUAUGUGUUGUUGCAAAUUUUCGAUUCUGAUAAAAAUAUCAACAUUUCAUAGAUCCAUGCUUUUGUUAUAAGUCUGGCGAGUCUUCUGAUAUGUUUAAUAUAUUCUUAAAAAUAGAGUUGUAAUCAAAGAAAGUAGAAAAGAGCAUAAGCUUAUCGAACCUCCCAGGGAUAUUGGGCCAAAAGUUAGACUUAGGAAAGUUUUAUCUUUCGAGUUUCAAUACCAGUUUACAUUUUACAUUUUCAAUUUCUUUCAGUUCAUUCAUAUCAGCUAAAUUUGGAGGCUAUCUUAGUCAAUGUAGAGUGCACAGGCAAUAGAUUAAGAGCUAAUUGUUUUGUUUCUUAUAGUUUAUAACAUACACAAAUUAUGUAGACUUGCUCUUCUUUUCUUUUUUUUUUGUGGCAACAUAGUCGUACAAGGUACUGCUGAGCUUGAAAAUUUAGUAUCCAAUAUAAUUUUGUCCACUCCAUAUGACAAUCAAUUUCCACUCCUUCCUAAAAGCAAGUGAUAACUUGGAGAAUACUGGUUUCUCUCUGAACGAUCAAGAUGCACUCCCUUCUCAAGUUAUUUUCACCAGGGAUGGUGGUUCUGUGGAUCAAGCUGAGAAUAAUGAAUGGGCUCCAUCAAAUGGCACACAGGCUGAAUAUCCAAAGAAGGACUCGGUUCAUUUACCGAAUGGUAAUGAAAAUUUAGCUGGAAACUUCAGUGACCUGGAUUCUUUCAAGUUGUCCAUGUCACACCAGAUACGUGUCAUCGAUUUACUUGGUGAUGACUCAACCAGUAAUGCUGAGGAAAAUUCAUUACGGCAGGAAGGCCAUGUCGCAUUCUCAGUCGAAGGUCUUGGACAAGUGGACACAGAAACUCCAGUUCACUCCCCAAAGAUACCUGGAAGAUCCUUUCUGGACUGUUACUCUCCACCAAAAAAGGCAGUGAGAUUACCUAUCACAUCCAAACACUUGGAUUAUGGAUUUCAUGACCUAGGGUCUAGAUUGGAUGUUUUGAUGCACGAUAUUGAUUUUUCGCCAUGUAGCAGUACAAUAGAUCAGUCUUUCGGCACCAGGGACAUGAUAAAUACAGCUGGCGAUCCAAAGCAGAACUUCUUAAAUUUCAGAGCACCCUCUUCAAACAAUUGGAACUGCUCCAAUAUACAUGGAAUUUUAGAAAAUGGCGAACUCGUCUAUAACAAACGAGACAGCAGCAGAAGAAUCUGGGAAGGCCCUAGCUUCUUGGAUGAUGGAUUUGAUGAUCUGGAAGAGCAAGAGUCAUUCUGCACAAACUUUGAUGGAAGAGAUGUUGGUUUUGAUGAUUAUUAUCAUCCCAAAAGCCCCUGGAAGCAGAACUUGGAUUUUAAAGGCUGGGAUGUAAAUAAGAAAAGGUCCAGCAUAAGAAGUCCUCAAACAUACAGUGUGAAAGCUUCUGUUAGUAACAACAUAACAUGUCCUCAAAGCCUCUGGAAGCAGGACAUAGAUUUUGAAGCCUGGGACAUAAAUAAGAACAGGUCCAGCAUAAAAAGGCCUGAAACAUACAAUACGAAAGAGUCACCUGGUCCCUAUCCGGAGCAUCUUACUAUGAAGGAUCUUCAUGGUAUCAGAAUCUCAGAUAAGAGGUGGCAUUCUGAUAUUGAAAUCGGUAAUGAUGUUAAAGAUAACAACUCUGUGACAGAAGACUCGAGAUCGAGGAGUUUGGCAAGCGAAGAAUCUUGCUCUUGCACUGCAGGAAGAGGUGCUUCGAUCAAUAAAUCAUUAUAACUGGAGCUUGACAAAAAAACCAAAGUUCAACUGUUCAAGCACAUUAAUUCGACUUCCAUACUAAACUGGAUGUCAGCCAUCUCCAAACCCGGUAUGCCACAGAAAGGGAAGCAUCCAUCCUUAUACAAUAUCUUUGUAUAUCUUUACCAAUACCAAUUAUCUUGCAAGACUUCCUAAAAUGCACCUUUCUGAAAUACUCCACUAGUUAUUUAGUUGGUGCUGAAGCCAUUAUCUCAACAUAAGAAAAUCAUAUGGAUAAGAUUUAGCAAAA